AUAUCCCUCCUCUCCUCUGAGCCAGGACUCACCAAGGAGCCAGCGCUGUGGACGUUGGCGUCUAAGAAGCCCCCAGCCCCAGCUAACGGGACCUGGGACGUUGGCCACGACAAAGGCCGGAUGGCGGGCUUGUCUCUCAGCUGGGCGGUGCCCAGCGUCCUGGUGAAGGACGUGCCCGACUUUGAACAGCUCUUGCCGGAGCUGGAGGCCGCGCUGAAGCAAGCGCGCACGCGCGACCCCAGCCCCUGGGCCCACUUCUGCCGCUCGGGGCCGGGGGCGCUGACGUACCUGCCGCUGCCCUGCACGCUGCCCUUCGUAGCCUACCUCCGCAGCCGAAGGCUGGCGGCGUGGCUGCCCGAUGUGCUGGCCGACUUGCGAUGGAUGCAGGAUGUGCUCAGGAGCUUGGCUCUCGAAGUCUAUUCGAGAAUGAAGUACCAGCUCCUCGGGCUGCUGAGGUGAGGUGGGCAGAUCGG
This is a messenger RNA of Ceratotherium simum simum (southern white rhinoceros), 473 nucleotides long. Lineage: Eukaryota; Metazoa; Chordata; Mammalia; Perissodactyla; Rhinocerotidae. The record is from RefSeq and is a predicted model, not a curated record.